UUCGUCAGACUGGUUACGUCUGUACGAAAUCUCUCCUCCCCCUAGUUCCAGUGACCUGCCAAACUGAGUGUACGUUACAUUAUUCUGAAAGUACGGGCAGUCGUUUGUUAACAAAGGCUUAGGUUUAGGUUUGUGGAAAGCCAGGUCAUAUUUAUGAUACAGACUGUUCGAUAGUGUUCAUUUGCUAGCCAGCAUACGGCUAGCUGGCUAGCCAUUAGACGGCAGCUGCUGGUUAGCAAGGCAGCAAGCUCCAGCUUACGGAGUUCGAAUUACUCUAAGAAACUACUCAGCAGUUUGUUACCCCAAGACUCUUCAGAGUGCUGGUAAAUAAUAAACGAAGAUGAGAAUUAUGCUGGAUUUUGAAGAAUGUCUCAAGGACUCCCCGCGGUUCAGGGCCACAAUAGAGGAGGUGGAGGGGGACGUCUGUGAACUGGAGACCAAGCUGGACAAGUUGGUGAAACUAUGUAUUGGCAUGAUUGAUGCUGGAAAGGCCUACAAUGCGGCCAACAAGCAGUUUGUGAAUGGCAUCCGGGAGCUCGCACAGCAGUCCACCAGAGAUGAGGUCAUUGAGUCUAGCCUGACAAAGUUUGCUGAAAGCCUGCAAGAGAUGAUCAACUACCACACAAUACUAUUUGACCAAGCCCAGAGAUCAAUCAAAUCCCAACUCCAGACGUUUAUGAAGGAAGACCUGCGGAAAUUCAAGGAGGCCAAAAAGCAGUUUGACAAGGUGAGCGAGGAGAAGGAGGCGGCGCUGACCAAGAAUGCCCAGGCGCCGCGCAACAAGCAGCACGAGGUGGAGGAGGCCACCAGCAUCCUCACGGCCACGCGCAAGUGCUUCCGCCACAUCGUCCUCGACUACGUGCUCCAGAUUAAUGUCCUCCAGUCCAAAAGAAGAUCAGAAAUCCUUAAAUCGAUGUUGUCCUUUAUGUACGCCCACCUGACGUUCUUCCAUCAAGGCUACGACCUGUUCAGUGAGCUGCAGCCCUUAAUGAAACAACUCGGUGGACAGCUGGACCAGCUGGUGGUGGACGCAGCCAAGGAGAAGAGGGACAUGGAGAUGAAGCACUCCACCAUUCAGCAGAAGGCUGCUCUGCAGGGUGUGUCAGAGGAUGACUCGGUUGACAGCCGCGUCUUUUGCGCAUGGAGGUCCACAACCGACUUUUCGAAUGACGACACCAAACUGGAGUACAAUGUGGAUGCCGAGAAUGGAAUCGCUAUGGAGGGCUAUCUGUUCAAGAGGGCCAGUAAUGCCUUCAAAACAUGGAACAGGAGAUGGUUCUCGAUUCAAAACAAUCAGCUAGUGUACCAGAAGAAAUUUAAGGACAACCCCACGGUGGUGGUGGAGGACCUGAGGCUGUGCACGGUGAAGCACUGCGAGGACAUCGAGCGGCGCUUCUGCUUUGAGGUGGUGUCCCCCACUAAGAGCUGCAUGAUGCAGGCGGACUCUGAGAAACUGCGGCAAGCCUGGAUCAAAGCCGUCCAGAAUAGCAUCGCCACAGCCUUCAGGGAGAAGGGAGAUGACGGAGAGAAGCUGGACAGGGAAGUCUCCGCAGAAGGGCAGCCUGGACUCAGUGGCGAACUGGAGAAGAGCCUGCUGGACAGCUCUGCAGAAGCAUCAACACAGGCAUGUGUCUGCAUACAGUGCUCCGGCAUACACAGGAGUCUGGGAGUGCACUUCUCCAAGGUCAGAUCCCUCACCCUGGACUCAUGGGAGCCAGAGCUACUGAAGUUGAUGUGUGAAUUGGGGAACGGAGUCAUCAAUCAGAUCUAUGAGGCUCGGCGAGAGGAGUUGGGAGCCAGGAAACCGCACCCUGGAGACCCCAGGCAUGAGGUGGAAGCGUACAUCAAGGCCAAGUACGUGGACCGGCGGUUUGUGCGGUGUCCGUCGGACGACGAGCUGAAGCUGAAGGUGGUGAGCCUGAGCAAGCAGGAGAAGCGUCUGAGCAGCAGCAGCUCUGAGCUGGCCCCCCCGCGAGCGCCGCCCCCCACCCCCAAACAGAGGCCCGCGUCCGGGGCAUCAGCAGCGGCCGGCCUUGAGGAGGUGCGUCGCGAGUCGCUCUUUGGCGCAGACGAGUUAGACUCGCUCUUCUCCUACUUUGAUACCUCCUCAAAACUGCGCAGUAUAAAGAGCGAGGACAGUGGCAUCCAGAACAGUGCUGACGGAAGCAGAGAGAUGCUGGCCAACACCGCCUCAACCAACAGCCUGAAUGACACAGAAGCGGUUGAGGCGGAGGCGGCGAUGUGCGUGGCGUCGGCGUGUAAGGAGCAGGUGCUGUUCUCCGAGCCCAAGGAGUACUCGCCCGGCAUGCAGCUCUACUGGGCCUCCUACGCCCGCAGCCUGCCAGACAUGGCCCAGGCCCUCGCCCACGGGGCCCAGGUCAACUGGAUCAGCGCCGAGGACGACAAGAGGACGCCGCUCAUCAUGGCCGUGCAGGGGGGCUCUCUGGUGGCGUGUGAGUUCCUGCUCCAGAACGGUGCCAGUGUGAACCAGCAGGACGUGCAUGGGAGAGGACCCCUCCACCACGCCACCAUCCUGGGACACACCGGACAAGUGUGUUUAUUCCUGAAAAGAGGAGCCAAUCAGAAUGCGACAGACAUUGACGACAAAACACCCUUGACCAUUGCUGUGGAGGCAGCCAACGCUGACAUUGUGACGCUGUUGCGGCUGGCCAAGAUGAAUGAUGAGAUGCGGGAGGCGGAGGGCCCCUACAGUCAGUCAGGAGAUGAAACCUAUCAGGACAUUUUCCAAGACUUCACCCAGAUGGCAUCAAACGAUCCCGACAAGUUGAACCGAUUCCAACCAUAUGACUCUCCGAGGCAAUGAGAGAGAGAGAGAGAGAGAGGGAGAGUUGAGGAGACAGGACAGGUGCCCCGUCUUUUAGACCCUUCUGGAAUCUUCAGAGAGCUGGGCUCCUGGCCGUUCGGGGUGUCCAUCGCUUGAACCCAGUGAGGACUGCUGAUGGCCCUGGACAAGCUUAAUAAAUUAUUUUGUACCUUUUUUUUUUUUUUUUUUUUUUUUUCCAAGGACUUCAGGAAGUUUUAUCUGCAAAGACUGUCUUAAAGAGUACAUUUCAGUGAGACCAGCAUAGUUGGGUGUCUUUCUAUUCCACAUCACACAUUUCAAUAUAUUAUGUCCAUAUUCUUAAUGACAAAGACCAUAGGUUUUCUGCAUUCUUUUAAAACACAAUUUUAUCAGCAAAUGUUGUGUGGUGCUUAUAAUUUUCAGUAAGUAAAUUAUAAAAUUGAUGUGUUUUUUUUUUACUAUUAGUUCAGUAUAGUGUUCAUCAAUCAAAAAGAGUGGGAAAGUGAAAGUGUUUUUUUUUAAGAUCUCAUCUGUCUGAGUUCUUAAUUUAGUGUGCGUCAUGGGUUUGAUAGUGUUUUGUCAUCUCUCUCUAUGAAAUGAUUGAGACAUUCAGUAUUAUAUCUGAUGGAUCCAAAUAUUUUUGAGACAUCAUGACCUAGAGCUGCCAAUCACCAUCAAGUCAGGUACACAUUUGUAUUUGGUCAAAUUCUACAACAUAUUCUUGGACAGCACUUGAGAGAGUUGUCAAACCUGGAGUGAUGCACCUCAGUCAGUCUCUAUGCAAAAACUCUACUAGUGGUUUAUGGGUAAAGAAUAUAGCAUUUAGUCCAAGCUUGCUGAUUCACAUACGAUGGGACUCGACUCGAGACAUGUAGACUGAUCCAUGUGGCCACUCAACAUACAUACCCUAUCACCCUGCAGUGUCAUCGCAGUGGCCUUUUCAACCAUGUUUAAUAGUUAAUGCGGUAUGUGUCUGUAUUCAUAAGAUAUUAACUUACGGUCUGUUUGAGCAGCAGCCUCUAUAAUCCCCUAUUGAGCCGAAGCUCACUAUAUGACAGGGCAGAUCAUGUAUCCUUCCCUAUCUAUCUCUAUCUUGCUCUGUCAAUCUGCCUCUUUCUAUCUCUUGUGAAGUCCUGUGAUAUUCUAAGAUGUCCUCCAAAUGUGUGAACGUAUGCAAACAUGAAUCCUCACGCUCUUCUUCAGACUAUGGGAUGUGAGCCAUGUACAGUUGUACAGAAGCAUAUAAACUAUAUGCCUUAGAUAGCUUUGUUUUUAAUGAAGACAUAGUGGUACUUGAAUCAUUUAGAUAAGCUUGUUUGUCUUUGAGUUGUUUUUGUUGAUUUGUUUUUUAUUUUUAUUUUUUGUCAACUUGUCUGUUCUUCUUGUUUUGUACCGAAGGCCCCCACCCCAUACUCCAUAAUUAUGUGUAUGAUUCAUGCCAUUUUUAAAAGGAAUAUUGUGUAUAGCAAAUCUAGGUCUGAACAAAUUCUCACAGAAUGUUGGACUUGUAUUUUCUGUAUGAUUUUAUAAAAGCAUUUUUUUCUGUUGGCAUUAA
Alosa alosa (allis shad) is the source of this 4358-nucleotide messenger RNA. Its product is annotated as arf-GAP with coiled-coil, ANK repeat and PH domain-containing protein 2-like. The coding region runs from base 341 to 2824 and encodes 827 amino acids. Gene Ontology annotation, molecular function: protein binding; GTPase activator activity. Lineage: Eukaryota; Metazoa; Chordata; Actinopteri; Clupeiformes; Clupeidae. Gene Ontology annotation, cellular component: cytoplasm. The record is from RefSeq and is a predicted model, not a curated record. The transcript has 27 exons.